AAGACUUGUGGGCGACAAAUCAUUUGAUCGCGAUCGCUGAAAAGUUGAUUUCAAAAUGGAAAACACGUUGGCAAGUGAGCGCGUGAUGACUUGGAACACCGUGUGACGGUCAGCUAUAGAAGGUCCGAAAAGUAUGAGUCUUGUGGAAAGGUGGUGGCUUACAGAUUAUGCAACGGAAAUCUACGUGUACCUUCGUUCCCGAGAAAGGCAGCGUCUUAACUAUCGCUGUCAAUCGCCCCAGCUUCACUUGCGGAGAGAUUUGCUUCGAAUUAUCGAGCAUGCCUGCGAGAAGCUCAGCCUCUGCAUUCUAGUUCAGCACCUGUCCGUCCAUUUACUAGACUUUUUCAUGGAUUGCCACGAUGUGGGAAGAGACCAGCUGCAACUCAUGACACUAGGAUGUGUCAUCGUUGCUGCCAAAGCGGAAGAAAAAGAUGCCUUAAUACCGAAGAACAGUGAUGUGAGCAAACUAUUAGACAACGGCUACGACCUCAAAGACCUGGCCAAAAUGGAGCUGACACUUUUGACCUUCUUCAAAUGGGAAGUGCACUACCCGACUGUAGCCCACUUCUUGGAUUACUUUGCCAUCUUUGCCAUUUUUCCAAACGACUACGCGAAACACGCAGACUCAGCUGGUCAGCUCGAGUACCUCCAGACACACAUGAGGAGCUAUCUCAGCUACUUUCUCGAUGCAUCUCUCAAAGACCACUCAUUCAUGCAAAUGCCUGCGUCUAUGGUGGCAGCAUCGUGCAUUGUCUGCUCGCGGGCCUGUCUACUUCUCAAUCCUCUGUGGUCCAGCACACUGGAAAGCAUCAGCAACUACAAGCUAGACCAGCUUGUGACCUGCAUCAAUCACCUCUUUACCAGCACCCUGUCAGAGGAAGGACGGGUUAUACGACAGGACACCAAGCAUGCCGCAAUUCCAGGAUCCAACACUGCUUGAAAUCCACUUUUUUUCUUGUUGUUUACCAUUGUUACCGUGGCAAAAACAAUAUUGGCUACUAUUUGCUUGGAGACAGGAUUUAUUUUUGCUAAAAGUCUCAAUAAAGGAGCAAACAGA
Messenger RNA from Ornithodoros turicata, 1057 nucleotides. It is a transcript of the gene CycJ, whose product is annotated as cyclin-J-like. Gene Ontology annotation, cellular component: cyclin-dependent protein kinase holoenzyme complex; nucleus; cytoplasm. Gene Ontology annotation, biological process: regulation of cyclin-dependent protein serine/threonine kinase activity; mitotic cell cycle phase transition. The transcript has 5 exons. Bases 134 to 940 code for a protein of 268 amino acids. Gene Ontology annotation, molecular function: cyclin-dependent protein serine/threonine kinase regulator activity. NCBI's taxonomy places the organism in Eukaryota, Metazoa, Arthropoda, Arachnida, Ixodida, Argasidae. The record is from RefSeq and is a predicted model, not a curated record.